AACACGGUUAUAUGGUUCAACUGCAAUGACGCUAACCUUUCCAAUAAUCAACCAUGACGAGAUACAGUUCCCCGUUGCAUCAGACCAAUUCCAAGAUAUUCGAUUAUUCAGCAAUAACCGUCAACUUUUAAUAUCAACAAGAAAAGUUGUUGUUUUGAAAGGAUCACUAGUGUCCAAAGUAUUGAAUUACGACGAAGAUAUAGUCACUGCUACAUAUACCCAUUUCCUUAAUGAUACCCCAGAGUCAACUAAAUACCCUGACGAAGUUCUUGCUGUCUGUUUGAAAAGAUCAAUUAAUAUUUACUACCCCGACGGAAGAUCUUACGUUAUUACCUUACCGUUCCUACUUAGUAAGGCGUUGCCGUUUGAAUCGGGGUUAAUUCUACAUCGUGAUCCUAAACUGCCAAUAGCAUCUACUACAGGUACAUUCAACCUAAAUACACCUACUUCUACAUCAAGUCCUAUUCUUACCCUUGUGGAUCCAAUUGAUGAAUUCAGAAUGGUGUCGACUACAUCAACAUCAAUUAUAUCGCCCCAUGAAGAAAUAAUGACAUUUCCCACCAAAUCAGGCCAGAUCCAAAAGUUUUCCCUAUGUGCUACUUUGAAUUCUCAUGAUGGUACCAUUAAUGUCUACCACAUACGUACACCUACAAGAGCAACCUCGAAAUUUGACUCAAACAAUAAACGAUUACACAGUCUGAGAAAUAGAAAAUAUGGCGCGUUGACCACAUCACGCAUCCUAGAGGAGGAAAUACCAGCUUUAGAAUCUUCUCAGAAUGUGGUUGUUUCAGGAAUCAGUAUGGACAAGAAGAGAACAAGUACAUUGCUAUCUGAUGUUUCAUCGAUUGGAAGAAUGGCUAGUGAUAUCCCCCAUGAUUUAGUUAUGUCACAAGAAAGCAAUUUUGCCAAUUAUAAAAAGGAUAUGAUAUUAUCCCGAAUUGAUCUGUUUGGAGGUAGGCUAUCCAAAGAGAAUAUUCGUGUUUUCAAUAUCGUAUUCGAGGAUAAAGAAGGGAUAGUUCUUGUAAAUAAAUCCAGAAAGGAAUGCCGCGUGUUCAUAUAUGAACGAUCAAAUACAAGUAUUCGUCAUCUGUCAUUAUAUAAAAUCUCUUGUCGUGAUUGCAUACCACUUUCAUCACAACAAUUUGAAGGAUUAUUGGUGACAUUGACAACAGAUGGUAAAACUUUGAAUAUCGUUAACCCAUUUCUCGAUACCAUUUCUGCCAAUAAAGAUAAUUUUAAUGGAGCUGUGAUUCAAGAGUUGAUUUCCUCGUGUGAUGAAAAGGUGGUAAUUAGAGCAGAUGAAGGAAAGAUAAUGAAUCUCCAAUUGAUACUUAAACCUUCUUCAGAGUUUGUUGGCAAUUGCUUAGCAUGUUUCCAAUACUUAUCUGGAUCAGAUUUAAAUACUAACAUUUGGAUGCUAUGGAGAUCAGCAUAUGUGUUAAAUAAAAAUGACUGGAAUGCAUUUGUCAUUGCUUUGCUCUCAUUAAUUUACCCCUUUACUGAGAGGCAACAGUCUAGUUAUGUGGAGAAUGAAAUUACUCAACUCCUCCCUCAAGCCAAACACUUGUCUGAAUCUACAAAUUUGAACUACUCAUUAUCAGAUCUUAUUACUAUUAUCGUGGAAUCAUUACAUCUAGUGAGAGAAGAAGUUAGACUAAACACUACGAGAAAGUCGAGCUUGCAUAAAUUUAACAUACUUUUAUGUCAAUUAACCACAUGGAUGGGCUGGCCCGAACCAUGGCCCUCAUAUUAUGGAAUCAAACCCGACACUAUAGAUCCAACUACACGAUUUCUUGUCCGUUGCCGGUUCAGCACCCCUCCUAAUUUAUUGGAAUCCUUGACAAGUUUAUUUAGUAACCAGAUUGUACCAUACCUCACCUUUUCGCAAUUAGUCGAAGAACCCUAUAAAGUGGACGCAAAAAUAACUCCAAGAACACAUUACAUUCUUAAAUUAUUUGAAGUUUUAGUUUCUAAUCAAUAUGGACCUACCGCAAUAGUUGACUUAAUGUGUGAGUUUGGAAUUACUCCAUGCGAUUUAGACACAUUCCCUGUGGCAGUUAGUAUCCCCUUGAAAGAAGCAUUGCUGAUGAGCCAAGAGUAUCCUGCAUUUGAAUGGACAAAUAAUGCCCUUGAAUUGGUUGGGAGAAGAGAUUUGACUACACUCUUGGAAAAUAACGAUGUUUCGUCAUACAGUGGAAGAUCCAAGGAUACUGAAGCUAGAGAUAUCAAUACAUUGCUCUCGGGCGUUUUUGAUACAAGCGAAGGUGUUUCUCCUUGGGAUGGACAGACUGAAGCUGAUAGAAUUGGUAUCACGAAAUUGAUUUUCGAUUCUGACCGAAGAUAUUUUGAAAUUACAACGUUAUUACAUCAGACCAAAACCCAAACAGCUACUUUACAUGAAACGCAAGGGUUUUCGGAGUAUGAUUUAGUGUUGUUACAACGUGAAUUGGCAGUUAUUGUAGCAUUGAGAACAUUGACAAUCCCGCUCGGGAGAGCAGCAUUGUUCUAUGGUGGUCGGCAUCCUUUGAUCACGGAAAAGUUCCCAAUUCCCAAAUUUAACUUGAAUACUUUGAUUACACCAACAAUGACAAAUAUCAUUCAUUCGGAAGAUAAUAUCCCAUCACAAGUUUCCGAAUGGGGUAAUUUCCAUAAUGGUGUAUCUUCAGGUUUGAGUAUAAGCAAAGAUGCGAAAGGUAUUAGUGGCAGUUGGAUAAUCUUUAACAAACCUCCUGAAUUGAAUGCACAACAUGCUGGGUUUUUGCUUGGUCUAGGAUUAAAUGGACAUUUGAAGAAAUUAGAAGAAUGGCAUAUCUAUAAUUACUUGGGUCCAAAGCACCCUUUGACUAGCGUGGGGUUAUUGCUUGGUAUGUCGGCCAGUUUGAAAGGUAGCAUGGAUAAUAAGUUAACUAAGGUACUUUCGGUUCAUGCAGUAGCCUUGCUUCCACAAGGUGCCAACGAUUUAAAUGUUCCUAUUAUGGUACAAACCGCUGGCCUUAUUGGAAUUGGAUUAUUAUAUUUGGAAACCCAGCACAGAAGGAUGAGUGAAAUCUUAUUAUCACAGAUCACAAGUUCAGUAUAUCAAAAUGACGUGGAACAAAUUCAUGAAGGGUAUAGAUUGAGUGCUGGUAUUGCAUUGGGGUUUGUAAAUCUUGGUAAAGGAGGUGACUUAAGAGGAUUGAAUGAUACACAUGUAGUGGACAAGUUGGUGAGUUUGGCUGUUUCAAUGAAGGACUAUCAACCUGUUGAAGAGUUGAAUAAAUCAUGCUGUGGUGCUAUUCUUGCCCUUGGUUUCAUUUACAUCAAGACUGAAAAUCGUGAAAUUGCUAAUAAAUUACAUGUUCCCCAAACAGAACAAUUGCUAGAUUACAUCCGUUCCGAUAUGUUACUUUUGCGUUGUGUUGCAAAAAAUAUCAUCAUGUGGAGAGAAAUUGAAAACACCAUCAACUGGGUUGAAUCGGAAAUUCCCAAGGUUGUCGCCGAGAAAUAUGCUACAUUUACAGAAUUAGAUUCUGACAUGCUAACCUAUUUCAACAUCCUUGCUGGAACAUGCAUGUCUAUUGCUAUCAAGUAUGCAUCUAGCCAUGAUAUUACUGCUCGUGACACCAUUCUUCAUUACUUGGAUAAGAUGAUGGAAUUGGAAUUAACAUCUACACAACAUAGUACUAAUAACAAUUAUGAUCAAAAAAUUGCAUACAAUAGUGCCAUCAAUAUUCAAAACUUACUAGCAAUGUGUGUUGCUGUAGUAAUGGCAGGAAGUGGAGAUUUGGAAGUAUUUAGAAGAUUAAGAGUAUUGCAUAAUGAUACCAAUAAGCAUAUGGGAUAUGGAGGCUAUAUGGCUAUAAAUUGUGGCUUAGGGUUAUUAUUCUUGGGCGGAGGACAAUAUGCAUUUGAUACACAUAGUAAUUUUGCCAUUGCUUGUUUGAUCACGUCAAUGUAUCCAAUCUUCCCAUCGGAAAAUAACGAGUAUGAAGUCCAUUUACAAGCAUUGAGACAUUUCUGGGCAUUGGCAAUUUCACCAAGGUGCUUUAUUGUUCGAGAUGUUAAGACGAGGAAACCAUGCAAGAUUCCAAUUGUGAUUACCAGAAAGGAUUACCGAGUCGAAGAACGCAUUUCCCCUUGUUUAUUACCUAAUAUAGAAGAGAUUCUGACCAUUGAAACCAAAUCAGACAGCCAUUUUUCCGUCAAAGUUGAUUUUGAAUUGAAAUCAAAGUACUUGGAAAUUUUUAAGAAAUCGUUUACUUUGUACGUGUACAAGAGAAGUAACUAUCAAUUGUUAAAUCCUACUAUUAAGUCUUUACUACAAAAUGAGGAUAGGGAGUUAUAUACUGAAGAGGCUAAAGUUGUUGCAAACAAAGAUGUUGUAAAAUUACUAGAUUGCCAAUUUGUCAAGGAAAAUAUUCAUCUGUAUGAACGAAAAGUAUGGUUCAAUGAAAGUAGUUGCAAUGAAGACGACGAAUCUAGUGGUAUUGACUCUACAGGUUUAAGCAUUUUCAAUAUAAUUGAUAACAAAUUAGAACUCAUGAGAAUGACUGGUUCCCCAGAGUCCAUUGAAGACUUGUGGAAUUUGAGAUUAUUAUUUGCAUAUGGUGAUCGAAUGCUCCAGGAUGAAUUACAUUAUAUACCCGUUGAAUUCAUCGAGAAACUAAAACAGAGAUUGUGGAAAUAGAGAAAAUGGGCGAUGCUGUCACACUACCUAUAAUCUGUUUUAGGAAAACUAUAUGCAUGAAAUGACAGGGAUUUGAAAUGUUGGGGAUGGAGAAUUUUUGUGGGGGUGCAAAUUCGGCAAAUUGCCCAGAAAGGAGAAAUGGACAAGAAAAUAUCAAACAUGAAAAUCACUCAGCCAACGAAAACAAACAUUGGCAUAACAAUUAUAUUAUCAGACGAUUCCUAUCGUGUAUGAUAUUUUGAUUGGUUGUUUAUCUUCCUGCAUGCAGAAGACGCGACUACAAAUAUGGAAAUGUUUUUUUUUAACUAAUUUAGGGAAUUGACAUGAUGAAUUAGGUAAAACAUAGCGUAUGUAGUUUGCUUGUUGGAUGUGGUGUAUAUAUAAUAGAGUCAAGCGUAUAGAAUUUAGAAUAUAGUGUGUACUAGGUCAAUCCUUCCAGUGUUAGAUAAAUAUUAUCAC
This is a messenger RNA of Spathaspora passalidarum NRRL Y-27907, 5125 nucleotides long. RefSeq names its product anaphase promoting complex subunit 1 (gene APC1). Gene Ontology annotation, biological process: metaphase/anaphase transition of mitotic cell cycle; anaphase-promoting complex-dependent catabolic process; protein K11-linked ubiquitination. The coding region runs from base 26 to 4666 and encodes 1546 amino acids. Gene Ontology annotation, cellular component: anaphase-promoting complex. The record is from RefSeq and is a predicted model, not a curated record. Lineage: Eukaryota; Fungi; Ascomycota; Pichiomycetes; Serinales; Debaryomycetaceae. The transcript has a single exon. Gene Ontology annotation, molecular function: molecular adaptor activity.